Suncus etruscus (white-toothed pygmy shrew) is the source of this 1074-nucleotide messenger RNA. It is a transcript of the gene TSPAN12, whose product is annotated as tetraspanin 12. The record is from RefSeq and is a predicted model, not a curated record. Gene Ontology annotation, cellular component: membrane. The transcript is spliced from 8 exons. The coding region runs from base 123 to 1040 and encodes 305 amino acids. Lineage: Eukaryota; Metazoa; Chordata; Mammalia; Eulipotyphla; Soricidae.
GGACUCCAGCUCAAGUUUAGCAGCGAGCGCGGCCGGCAGUAGAGGGAUCCUGGCGGCUGCUCCCUGGCGCUAUGGUUUAGGAUGUGGUGAAAGGAUGGGGGUUCUCCCUCUUUGGGCUCACCAUGGCCAGAGAAGAUUCUGUCAAGUGCCUGCGCUGCCUGCUCUACGCCCUCAAUCUGCUCUUCUGGUUAAUGUCCAUCAGUGUGUUGGCAGUUUCUGCGUGGAUGAGGGACUACUUAAAUAAUGUUCUGACCUUAACUGCAAAAACAAGGGUAGAGGAAGCGGUCAUCUUGACUUAUUUUCCCGUGGUUCAUCCAGUCAUGAUUGCAGUUUGCUGUUUCCUUAUCAUUGUGGGGAUGUUAGGCUACUGUGGAACAGUGAAAAGAAAUCUCUUGCUCCUUGCAUGGUACUUUGGAAGUCUACUUGUCAUUUUCUGUGUUGAACUGGCUUGUGGUGUUUGGACAUAUGAGCAGGAAAUUAUGGUUCCAGUACAGUGGUCAGACAUGAUCACAUUGAAAGCCAGAAUGACAAAUUAUGGUGUACCUAGAUAUCGGUGGCUGACUCAUGCUUGGAAUUAUUUUCAGAGAGAGUUUAAGUGCUGUGGAGUAGUGUACUUUACAGACUGGCUGGAAAUGACAGAGAUGGACUGGCCUCCAGAUUCCUGCUGUGUAAGGGAAUUCCCAGGAUGUUCCAAACAGGCCCACCAGGAAGACCUCAGUGAUCUUUAUCAAGAGGGUUGUGGGAAGAAAAUGUAUUCCUUUUUGAGAGGAACCAAACAACUGCAAGUGCUCAGAUUUCUGGGCAUUUCCAUUGGUGUAACCCAGAUUCUGGCCAUGAUUCUCACCAUUACUUUACUUUGGGCUCUCUAUUAUGAUAGAAGGGAACCAGGGACAGAACAAAUGAUGUCUCUGAAGAAUGACACCACUCAGCACCUGCCGUGCCACUCAGUAGAACUGCUGAAACCAAGCCUGACGAGGAUCUUUGAGCAUACAUCCAUGACAAACAGCUUUAACACACACUUUGAGAUGGAGGAAUUAUAGAGAAUUUCAAAGAAAGAAACGACAAUUUUCUUUA